AUGGAGGCUGGAUUCGGUUACAUAGCUAGAUAUGAAGGACCUUGUAACCUUGAAAGCAAUCUUAUUUAUGCACUAGUCGAAAGGUGGAGACCGGAGACACACAAGUUCCAUCUUCUGUGUGGGAAGUGUACGAUUACGCUGGAGGAUAUUUCCUUACAUUGGGGGCUACUAGUAGAUGGUGAUGUUAUUUCGGGUGUGGCGGAUGGUGAUUAUCAUUCGUUGUACGAUAAGUAUCUUGGAGGUAUCCCUCCUAAUUUCAACGGUGGUCAAAUACUGUUAUCAUGGUUGGUGACAUAUGUUGAACAUUUGAGUGAAGACUGUUCCGAGGAACAUGCUAAAAGAGUUGUUCGGGCUUGCAUAUUACGACUGAUAGGAGAGAUCUUGAUGCUCGAUAAAGGACGUUGA
Messenger RNA from Hibiscus syriacus, 405 nucleotides. Its product is annotated as protein MAIN-LIKE 2-like. Bases 1 to 405 code for a protein of 134 amino acids. NCBI's taxonomy places the organism in Eukaryota, Viridiplantae, Streptophyta, Magnoliopsida, Malvales, Malvaceae. Gene Ontology annotation, biological process: meristem development; meristem maintenance. The transcript has a single exon. The record is from RefSeq and is a predicted model, not a curated record.